UUGAAGUUGUUAAGCCAUUGAUUCUGCUGAAAAAAUAAGCGUUGGUACGGAGGAAAGCGGUGGUUUGUUGUCUUAGAGUGCUUGUUUCCAGCGAUACUCGCUUAUUUUUCCCUCAUCUGUUUCAGCCGAACAAACUUGUUCACCUUGGAGCUACAAAUACUGGUGAUUUGAGAUUGGCCCUCAUCCUCCGCUGUUCCCGUGCAAGCAAGGACCAGAAAAAUGAAUAUCCAGGGGAARGGCUUCCCCUUGGACCUCGGAGGAAGCUUCACUGAAGAUGCUCCAAGGCCACCRGUUCCUGGUGAGGAGGGGGAGCUCGUGUCCACAGAUCCAAGGCCAGUUAGCCAUGGUUUCUACUCUGGUAAAAGUGAUGUGGUCAGAAAUGAGACAUCCACAGCAACACCGAGGCGCUCCGAUUUGGAUUUGGGGUACGAGCCCGAGGGAAGUGCUUCGCCAACUCCACCCUACCUGAAGUGGGCCGAGUCGCUGCACUCCUUGCUGGAUGAUCAAGAUGGCAUCAACCUCUUCAGGACUUUCCUGAAACAGGAGGACUGUGCAGAUCUGCUGGACUUCUGGUUUGCCUGCAGCGGCUUCAGGAAGCUGGAGCCGUGUGUGUCUAAUGAGGAAAAAAGACUCAAGCUGGCAAAAGCCAUUUACAAAAAAUACAUCCUYGACAACAAUGGCAUUGUGUCCCGGCAGAUCAAACCGGCCACAAAAAGCUUCAUCAAAGACUGUGUCAUGAAACUGCAGAUUGACCCUGACAUGUUUGACCAGGCCCAAACAGAGAUUCAGUGCAUGAUAGAAGACAAUACCUACCCUUUGUUCCUUAAGUCGGAUAUUUAUUUGGAAUACACAAGGACAGGUGGGGAAAGUCCAAAAAUUUAUAGCGAUCCGAGCUCAGGGUCUGGGACAGGUAAAGGGCUACCUGGUUAUCUGCCRACUCUGAACGAGGAUGAGGAGUGGAAGUGUGACCAAGAGGCCGAGCCCGAAGGCAGCAGGGACUCGGCRCCUUCCAGCAGGCUCACGCAGAAGCUGCUCCUGGAGACAGCCACGCAACGCGCGGCCUCAGCCCGGCGCUACAGCGAGGGCAGGGAGUUCAGGCAUGGGUCRUGGAGAGAGCCUGUUAACCCCUACUAUGUCAACACGGGCUAUGCUUUGGCUCCUGCCACCAGUGCCAACGACAGCGAGCAGCAGAGCAUGUCCAGCGACGCCGACACCAUGUCGCUGACAGACAGCAGCGUAGAUGGGAUCCCACCGUACAGACUUCGAAAGCAGCAUCGCAGAGAGAUGCAAGAAAGUGCCAAAGCAAAUGGACGCGUGCCACUACCUCACAUUCCUCGUACCUACCGAAUGCCAAAGGAUAUCCAUGUGGAGCCAGAGAAGUUUGCUGCAGAGCUGAUCAACCGUUUGGAGGAAGUGCAGAAGGAACGCGAAGCAGAGGAGAAGUUAGAGGAGCGCCUUAAACGCGUUCGAGCGGAAGAAGAAGGUGAGGAUGCAGAUAUCUCUUCUGGUCCCUCGGUGAUGAGCCACAAGAUGCCUUCCGCCCAAGCCUUCCACCACUUUGCUCCUCGUUAUGCUGAGAUGGGCUGUGCUGGGAUGCAGAUGAGAGAUGCCCAUGAAGAAAACCCCGAAAGCAUCCUGGAUGAGCACGUGCAGCGUGUGAUGAAAACCCCAGGCUGCCAAUCCCCAGGGCCYGGCCGUCACUCUCCAAAGCCACGGUCCCCGGAAAGCGGCCACUUAGGAAAGCUGUCAGGGACACUUGGAACAAUUCCUCCAGGGCACGGCAAGCACGCAACAAAAUCAGGAAUGAAACUGGAUGCAGCUAACUUAUACCACCAUAAACAUGUCUACCACCACAUCCAUCACCACAGCAUGAUGAAACCAAAAGAGCAGAUCGAGGCCGAGGCCACGCAGCGAGUGCAGAACAGCUUUGCUUGGAAUGUAGAUUCACAUAACUAUGCAACAAAGUCACGAAACUACAGUGAAAACUUGGGCAUGGCCCCUGUCCCCAUGGACUCUUUAGGCUACAGUGGGAAAGCAAGCCUGCUCUCAAAAAGGAAUGUUAAGAAGACUGAUUCAGGGAAAAGUGAUGGUGCCAACUAUGAGAUGCCAGGAUCUCCUGAAGACGUGGAGAAAAACCAGAAGAUCCUUCAGUGGAUCAUAGAAGGAGAGAAGGAGAUCAGCAGGCAUAAGAAAACAAACCAUGGCCCUUCAGGUGCUAAGAAGCAGCUGUCCCACGACCUGGUCCGGCCCCUGUCCAUCGAGCGACCUGUCACCGUGCACCCGUGGGUCAGCGCCCAGCUCCGAAACGUCGUCCAGCCUUCUCAYCCCUUCAUCCAGGAUCCCACCAUGCCGCCCAACCCCGCCCCCAACCCUCUCACCCAGCUGGAGGAAGCUCGCAGGAGGUUGGAAGAAGAGGAAAAAAGGGCUGGGAAACUCCCCCUUAAACAAAGCAGGUUGAAGCCCCAGAAGAGGCCGGGCAGCGGCGCGUCCCAGCCCUGCGAGAACAUCGUGGUCGCCUAUUACUUCUGCGGGGAGCCCAUCCCCUACCGCACCCUGGUCAAGGGCCGCGUGGUGACGCUGGGACAGUUCAAGGAGCUGCUGACCAAGAAAGGGAACUACAGGUAUUACUUCAAGAAAGUGAGYGAUGAGUUCGACUGUGGUGUGGUCUUUGAGGAGGUGCGGGAGGAUGACACCAUCCUGCCCAUCUUUGAGGAAAAGAUCAUCGGCAAGGUGGAGAAGAUUGAUUAGGCUCCAGGCAGUGAGGACAGGACUGUGAAGGACUCUGGGACCGGAGGAGAAGGCCUGGGGCAGAUGCUGCUGCCAYGGGCRCCAGGCGAGCCCAGGGCGGAGGGCRGCGGCUCCGCUCCCCAGCRCGGAUCUGGGCAAGCUCCAGGAUGCCGGUGGAUGCCCUUUCACCCCACAAACCUGCCCGUGGGAGCCUGGGCUCCCUCUCCAUACCGAAUAUAAGUGUAAUGUAGCAUUGUACAGUGCAUUAGAAAGUGUAAUAUGACCUUGUUUACUAAAGCUGCAUAUUUUUGAUAUAUUGUAAUAAAAGGAAAAUAUUUCCAAUGUCACAGUGCUCUUAUGUAAAUGUAAAACAUACAGGUACUGCAGAACUCGCCCAAAGUGUACAGCCAUCCGUCAGACUCCGGCUGCUCCGUGCUUUCCYGGCACCCUGCCCCGUUUUCCCGGCGUGGAUGGCUCUGGAGUGCCCUCACCUCACCGGUGUGGAAGGGGCGGSCCCAUCCAAAGGGGCUCUGAAGAUUAUUGAGCCGUUUGGAAGGAGUCAUCUCUGGCCUCCUUGGCAGGCUCAGCUCUGGACAUGGUAGGAUGGGUCUUUUUUUCUCCUCCUGAGCUUCCUUGCGACCGAGUAAAUCCCCGAGGAGUAGAAGGGUCAGUGCCUGAGGGGACUGGGGCCUCAGAGCCAGGGUGGCAGGCUGGGUGCUGGCAUCACACAGCCCACACCCUCCUGUGUGUCCCCUGUGCCCCUGGAGAAGGGAUUGCUUCCUAGGUUCUGUGCCUGGUGCAGACAGCCCAGACCCCUGGCCAAGCUCUGGCUUUGGCAGGGAACUCUUUAAGAGAGCCAUAAUGGGGAGGGAACUGAUGAAACCUUAAAGCUGAAGACAAAAUAUAKCUUUUUCUGAGCCCUGCAUCUUUUGUCAGCUUCUGUGUCUCAGGGGAGGCAGCAGGAGGGCACUGCACCAGGRAGGUCACUGAUGCCAGUCUGUGGCUCCUGCAGGGCCAGCAGRCAGCCCUGGGAGCCUCCUGGGCUUACUCGGCCGCAAGGAAGCCCAGGCUGUGCCGGUGCUCCCCCCACCCUGCCCUCGCCCAGCCCAGGCCGUGCCAUGGCUCUGUGCCAGCUCCUUUGGAGACCAGCCCUUGCCCACCCACAGAAAUGGGUGACCCCAAAGCCUGGGGGAUCCACGUUGGUGCUGGCCCUGCCCCGCUGGAGCUGCCGGGACCCCGUGGCACCGCGCCGGGACCGACUCCGCCUGUUGUACAUGUCACCGAGUGCCUUUCAAACACCGUUCUGGGACUUGCCUAAUACACUACGUCAAGUCCAGCAAACUCUGCAAAUGUUUUCAGCCUGGGAACAGCGUUACGAGGGGUGUUAGUCCCUGUUCUUUGAAGUUCUGAUGGUGGUGUGUCUGGUGAGGUUGUUGGCGUGCCCGGGAUUUCCGUCUCCCCCUUUUUUCUCAGGGGGUCCCUGUAAAUAUGUACAGCGGCCGUGCAGCCCCGGCGACGUUUCCUCUGCAUUCUCAUGUGCUGACUUGUACAAUGAUCUUUUCAAAGGUACUUG
Messenger RNA from Malurus melanocephalus (red-backed fairy wren), 4300 nucleotides. RefSeq names its product axin 1 (gene AXIN1). Lineage: Eukaryota; Metazoa; Chordata; Aves; Passeriformes; Maluridae. Gene Ontology annotation, biological process: negative regulation of canonical Wnt signaling pathway. The coding region runs from base 220 to 2748 and encodes 842 amino acids. The transcript has 9 exons. The record is from RefSeq and is a predicted model, not a curated record.